Molecule: messenger RNA, 2121 nt
Organism: Chinchilla lanigera (long-tailed chinchilla)
Lineage: Eukaryota; Metazoa; Chordata; Mammalia; Rodentia; Chinchillidae
Gene: Ralyl
Product: RALY RNA binding protein-like
Exons: 10
Coding region: 284-1162 (292 amino acids)
Cellular component (GO): nucleus
Molecular function (GO): RNA binding
Source: RefSeq, a predicted model, not a curated record
CGGUCCUCCGCGCCGCCCGCGCCCGCCGCCCGCGAGGCAGCCGGCUCCGAGUCACGUGUCAGUGCCUGAGGCAGAGACCGAGAGAAAAACGCGCUUCAUUCCUUCUUCCACCGCCAUACUGUAUUUUACACUAAAUCUCAUUUUUAUUCCAACAUUUUACUCCCGCUCGUGGAAGGUUUUUCUGGAAAAAAAUGAAGUGCGGUUUGGUUUCCUUGUCAACGGAGGAUGAAGUGCACAGCUGAGCAGCUCGCAGCGAGCAGGAUUAAAACAAGGUGAGCCAACCAUGACUGGCAAAACACAGACCAGCAACGUCACCAAUAAGAAUGACCCCAAAUCCAUCAACUCCCGUGUUUUCAUCGGCAAUUUAAAUACAGCCAUCGUCAAGAAAGUUGACAUCGAAGCCAUUUUUUCAAAGUAUGGGAAAAUAGUCGGAUGCUCGGUUCACAAAGGUUAUGCAUUCGUACAGUACAUGAGUGAGCGACAUGCAAGAGCUGCAGUGGCGGGAGAAAAUGCCAGGAUCAUCGCAGGCCAACCGCUUGAUAUCAACAUGGCAGGAGAACCCAAACCAUACAGACCAAAACCUGGAAACAAGCGGCCCCUUUCUGCACUCUACAGACUUGAGUCAAAGGAGCCUUUCCUAUCUGUUGGUGGUUAUGUCUUUGACUAUGAUUACUACAGAGAUGAUUUCUACAAUCGGUUGUUUGAUUACCAUGGGCGCGUACCUCCACCUCCCCGUGCGGUCAUCCCCCUGAAGCGUCCCCGGGUGGCUGUCACAACGACCCGCAGGGGAAAAGGAGUCUUUUCCAUGAAAGGCGGAUCAAGAUCUGUCAGUGGGUCGUCUUCAUCAGGCUCUAAAUUGAAAUCAGAUGAAUUACAGACAAUCAAGAAAGAAUUAACUCAGAUCAAAACUAAAAUUGACUCCUUGCUAGGACGCCUGGAGAAGAUUGAAAAGCAGCAGAAGGCGGAGGCAGAAGCUCAGAAGAAGCAAUUGGAAGAGAGUAUAGAGCUGAUUCAAGAUGAAUGUGUAUCAGAGAAUGCAGAUCACUCUACAGAGGAACCUGCUGAAGGAGGGCAAGAUGCGGAUGGAGAAGAGAUGACUGAUGGGAUAGAGGAGGACUUCGAUGAAGAUGGGGGUCAUGAGCUGUUUCUACAGAUAAAGUGAUCUGAAGCAAUGUAUGAUAACACAAAAGCAGCAAAGAGAGACUGUGACAGCCCCCAGAAAUGUGAAAGGAGGCUUCUUACCGGAGAACAGCAUCUUUGAUUCGAUUUAUAUAAAAAUCCCAAAUAAAUAAAUGGCCGAUAUCGUCCAGUUUUAGAAAUUCCAUUUCUUCUAUGUUCUGAGCUGUACAAUUGUCAGGUUUUUAUGGUUUAAAUUGUAAAUGUGUUUUCCCUCUUCCCGAUUAUUUUUUUUAAGUCUUAAAAUGUGAUGGACAUUUAUGAAUGGUAAGAGAGACUCUGUAUACAAAUGUAUAUUUGUAAAAGCUAUUUUUAUGAUUAGCAUGUUUCAUUGUCAAUCAUAUAUAGUCAGGUGCAAUUCUAUGUUUAAAACUUAUUUCCAACAACAAAAUACAAUGCCAUGUAAGAAAAAAUACAUUGUAUGGUAGUUUUAUAAUUUAUUUUUAAUUUAUAGUUUAAAGUACUUCAGAUCAUAAGGAUGAAACACUUGAAAAAAUUAUAUUUCUGCCCUCAAUAAGCAGCAUUUUUAUUAAUAAAGAAUGCAAUUAUGUAUUUCAGAUGUGAUGCAACAGUUAAAGGACUAUUGUUUUGACUUGUGACUAAAUUGAGCAUGCUCCGCUCUACUGAACUGGAAUGUUCCAAUUAUUACCUAAUAUUUCAGUAUGGAUGUAAGAUUCCAUGGACAGGUUUCAGUGCUCAUACAGGUGAGAACUAGAUGGACAAGAAAAAGAUUGUCUUGUCUUUCAAUCCAAAAGUUUCAAUUAGUGCAUACAUCACUUCAUUUCAUCUCCUGUUCCCAAGGAUUCUUAACUCCUAAGCAUUGCAAGUGUUUUUCAGAUACUUCUAGCUAUUGUCUUGUGCUGUGGAAAUGGAAAGAGCCAUCUUCGCAGUCCAUAGGAGAAAUCAGCAUAUAAUUUCUAAAUAAAUACUUCCUUUUAAAACAAA